AUGGAGAAGGCCGAUUCAACCGAGCGGAACUGUUCAAUGCGCCAAUUCGAGAGAAAAAAGAAGGCUCCCAAAUACGAUCGACUUCCCGGGAGCAAGUGUUUUGCAUCUCAUGAUGCCGAUAAAUUGCCACUUAAUCUCGAUGUCCCCUAUUCCUGUACCAAGGGACCCCAUCAACUUCUAGGGAUUUUGAAAAAUGAUAACAAAACCACAGAACAAUAUCCCGCCUUUCUUGGUGGUGAGACAAUGUUUUCCAUGGAACAGUUUGAGAGAAUUGUCGGAGCCUCGAAUUCGUUCUUAGGAUGGGGUGGUGAGGAUGAUGAUCUUUGGCAACGCGUCCAAAUGGCCAGACUGAAGGUUGUUACGUCAGAUAAGAAUAAAGACCAAUUCUACGAAGGUAACUCUAAGCAUUUUCGAGACGUAAAUCCAGAUAGUGAGGCACUUUUGAAACGUGAAACCAAGAAUCGAUUAUGUGGAGAGAUGGAUUACGACAGGUUAAUUACACUCUUAGAUCCUGAGUGA
Messenger RNA from Rodentolepis nana, 519 nucleotides. The record is from the annotation of a GenBank genome assembly. NCBI's taxonomy places the organism in Eukaryota, Metazoa, Platyhelminthes, Cestoda, Cyclophyllidea, Hymenolepididae.